CAGAAGCAGCUACAGAGUGAUUCCACGGAUGCACCUAGUUACUGUACCGUACGGGCUCUGUUGUGAUUCCGCUUUGGCUGAUGAAUCUUGGGAGGAGCAUAUGGUGUGGUGGUGGUGGUGACUGCUGAAGGAGAGGUCGGAAAAAACGCCAGAUCACCCCUCCCUCCAUUCCACCUGCUGUACAGCACAUACGCGACGGAUAUGCUGUUCUUGUAGCGAGGGCUGCAGUUAUGGUAGCUGGGGGCACGGCCGUCGUCUCUAUUUCCGCUUCCUUCUCCACGGCGUCUCCCGCGUGGGAGCAGCACAGUCAGGCGCAGCUUCCCCCUUUCUCCGCCACUCCUUCCGCCGUCCCUUCCGCCACUCCUUCCGCAGCCCCCUCCGCAUCCGCUUCCGCCAACCCUAACGCAUCCGCGGACAUGACUCCCCGCCCAGCCCCGCCAAUCCGCUCCACCAGUGAGGGCGGCGGCGCAGUUCCCGCCGAUCGUUCCGCUCCCCCAGGAGUCGGCCCCUGCGCGGACGCGGAAUGCGCACGCGGGGGUCUAAGCCGCGGAGAAAGUACCGGCGGAGCAUGCGGAGUAGCGCGCCGUUCCGCGGCUGGCGCAGGCGCAGGCGGCGACGCGCAGCUGAUUUUUUACGUGGGGCUGGCGCACCGGGGGGUGGUGCUGGCCGAUUAUGGGAAGCAGAGGAAGCUUCUACGCAGCCUCGUCGCGUCAGCGCUCCUCGAGAUUCCCCGCCACGUCAGCAGAUACUCCAUGGGGUACGGUCGAACGAACGUCCUGUUUGCCGUCGACCAAUCAGGCCUCGCCACGUUUGUGGUCGCUGACGUGGCUCUGGACCGUCCACGCGCCUACUCCAUCCUACACAGCAUCCGCUGUGCUUAUAUCGAGAUCUGCUCGCUCUCUGUUUCCCCCUCCCCCUCCUCCCCCCUCUUUACUCUCCGCUCCGCCUCCCCCCCCCUCUGCUCCUCCUUCGCCCUUCCGCCUUCCGCGCCCCGCGCGCUGUCCCCUGUCUCCGCCCGUCUCCCCCCUUCCCCACCGCUCCCCGCGUCCCCUCCCCCGGACACCCCUCCGCGUCCCGCCACCGCCGAUCCCGCGUCUCUCCGCGCCAUCGCCAGGCGAUUGGCCAGCGGCGCGGGCCACGUCAGCAGCUCUUACCGUGGCGGCAGCAGCAGCUCGUGCCACGUCAGCGGCGCCAGGAACAGCCAUCGGCUGAGUCACAGCAGCCGGGGCGGCGGCAGCAGCAGCAGCGGCAGGGAAGUGGUGAAUGCGGCGAGGGACGGUAGCGUGGGUGCUAGCGGUAGUGGCGAGAGCGGUUGGAGUGGUGGUAGUGGCACGUGCUACAGCAACGGGGGAACGUGCGAAGGCGAAGAUCCCCAGACGACCCACGUUGAAGCGGAGGAAAGGGCGGAACAGGAGGCAAGGGUUGAAGAGGAGGAAAGGGUGCAUGAGUCAAUGCCGCCGAGCGGGGAAGUUUUUGAGAAUUCUCAACGAUCCACUCAAGCGCAGCCUGCUCAUCACGAGUCGAUGCCGCCGAGCGGGGAAGAGGCGACUCAAGUGCCAGUGCCACCACUACCACUGGAGUUACAGAAGCGGAACGGGGGGGAUCUCCCCCGCGCUGACUGUCUCUCCAACGGCCGCUCUCCCAGCCGCGCGCCUGUCUUCCUGCGCUCGAGAUCCGCGCGCCACUCGCACGUGAUUGUACACGAGGCGCUGGAGCCGCGCCUGGAGGUGAUUGUAUGGAGCGUGCGCGGCAGACUCACGCCCAAGGAGCGGCUGGAGUGCUACCCCGACGCGCCUAGAGCCUACCUUGUGAGUCUUAGCCAGGGGGGGGGACCAGGGGGGGCGGCGGAUCGGGGGAGAGUGGGGGGAGCGGGAGGGGAGGGAGGAUGCGGAGGGGGUGGGGGAGGAAGAGUGGGAGGGGGAGCGGGGGAAGGGGGUGAUAGCAGCGGCAGCAGCAGGAGCGUUGGGGGUGGGGGUGGGGGAGGGGGGUUAGGGGGGCUUGGCGGAGCGGGCGGAAGGCGGAUGAGCGCGCGGGAGAGCCUGCUGAGCGAGCUGUCGGACGCGCUGAGGGGGGUGGAGGAGGGGGAGAUAGGGGAGCGGCGCGUGGUGUCGCGGCACCGCGCGCGCAGGAACUCGCGGUCCACGUCGUCCCUGGAAAUGGACCUGGCCGUUGCUGACCUCCCGCCUCGCGCUGCUGCUGCUGCUGCUGGUGGCGGUGUUGCUGCUGAUUUUGCUUCUGCCGACGUUGCUGCCGCUGCUGGUGGUGUUGGUGGUGGUGCGGCUGCUGCUGCUGCUGACGCUAUCACCGGCGCCAGCGCUGCUGCUACAGGCGCUGCUACAGGCGCUGCUGCAAGAACUGGUGGCAGGGGCGUGUUCGCAGGGGGGUACUACCACGCCCCGCGCACCAUAGCAGGGAUGGACGUGUGGGACGAGGACGACGGGUAUGGCGACAUGCCCUUAGGGGUAUCCGGGCGGCUCUACUCCUCAGCGGGAGGGGGCACGGGCGAAACGGGUUUAGGGUUUGGUGAUGUGAGCAAAUCGCGCCCGUUUCCGGCCCGGUUAGCUCACUCUGCGGCGUUCCCCAUGCCGCAGCAGAAGAGCAGACUGCAGGGAUCCCAGGGGGGAAUAACGUGCAGUGGUUGUGGUGAUGCUGUUGCUGCUGCUGAUGAUACUGGCAGCAGUAGUGGUGUUGAUGGUACUGCUGCUGGUGGUGGUGCUCUCAGUACUGGCAGAAUCAGUAACGGAAGCAGUGGGAGAAUCAGCACAGGCAGCACCAGCAGCGCUACCAGCACUGUCAGCACUGUCAGCACCAUCAGUAUUAUCAGCAACCGCAGCAGCCUUAGCACCAACAGCAACGGCACCACCAGCAGUAGCCGCAGCAGCAGCAGCUACGAGCCGAGCCUCAACCACUCAGCCUUCUCCAUGCCCUUUCCUUCCAAUCCGCUCGCUUACUCUCCCUCGCCUCCCCCCCCUACCACCAACCACUCCUUGCCGUCCCCUCUCAACCCUUCUCUCCCCCUCCACCCCUCUUUCCCCCUCCACCCUUCUCUCCCCCCCAAGCCAUCCCCCUCCGCCUCCCCCUCCCCCUCCCCCUCCCCUCUCUCCAAGCCUCCCCUUGCUCCUCCUUCCGCCACCUCCUCCCCAUCCCCUUCCCCUUCCCCUUCCCCGUCCCCCUCCCCCUCCCCUUCCCCCAGCGCCAUUCUCCAUCCCCACCCCCCUUCUCCCAGUUACCAGACCCCCGCCUCGUCCCCCCUGCUCCCCCGGCCUCUGCCACUCUUCCUUCGGUUUCCCCUGCCGCUGCCACUGGCAUUGCUCCUUCAAACCGCAUUGCGCCUCCCUCCACCGCUGCCAUGCUCCCGUCAAUGCCGCCCCUUCCUCCUCCCUCCGCCCCUCUGCCUGUGCACCGCGCAACGGCGGGCUCUGACUACGAAGCAUGGGUGGGUGACAGCGGCGCGUGGGCGACCACCGCCAGAGGGGAUGGCCGGUUCUGUGCUCCUCCUGUGUCUGUGAGCACUCAGGCUGCCAUGCUCCCACCAACGCCCCCUCAUCAUCCCUCCACCGCUCUGCCUGCUGCCCGCGCAACCGCUGCGUCUGACUAUGAGGCGUGGGUGAGUGAGAGCGCCGCAUGGGCGUCCGCCGGUGGGGAUGGCCGGCCGUUUGCUUCUGUGGCGGGAGCCACACAGGCUGGGCCAGCAGGUUGGCGGGGGGGAGGCGGUGGCAUUGGUGGGGUGGCAGUGGCAGCAGGGGCAGUGGGAGCAGGAGUGGCAGCAGGAGGAGUGGCAAUGCCAUUUGCACCGGCGUCACAGCAAGCACUGGCGUACAUUGGACCGCAAGGGUAUUAUGAGGAUGAGGGGGAGGUCGAUGGGUAUGGGGUAGCGAUGGAUGGUCGUGGUAACAGGGUAAUGGGUAACCCGACCCCUCUGCUGCCGCUUUCCGCUCCUGUCUACUCGCCCUACCCCCCCUCUUUCCUGUCCUCAACUCCCAUGGGCAAUGCGCACUACAGUAACGCUGCUUAUAACGGACAUGGCUACAGUGAUGCUGGUUACAGUAACGCCGGCUACAGUGACGCGCAGGCGAGCGGGCAAGAGGGGUACAGGAAGGGGAACGAUGGCCAAUGCAAGCCCAAGAGCAUGCAUGUCCGACACGUGUCGAUGGACGAUCAGGGGGACCUAGAUGUCUCAGACGCUGCAUGUGGGGGGAGGGGGGGGGCUGGCGGAAUGGGAGCAGGAGGGUCCUCCUCUACUGGUGGUAACCGGGUUACCAGGACACGAGCGAGUGGGGGGAAGGGAGGUGGCGGGGAGGGGAGGUUUGGGGGGGUGAGGGGAGGGGUGCAUGUGCGCUGGUCGACAAGGGGGGGUAGGGGGGAAGUGGGGAGGGUGAGGGGGACCAGCCCGAUGUCUCCUAUGCUGAGGAGUGCGUGGAGGAUGAUCCGGAGCAGCUCGCUGAGUGAGAGGCAGGGCGAAGGGGACGAGGCGAGCGCUGCUGCAGCCGCUGCAGCCUCUGGUUCCGCUGGUGCGGGUGUUGAUGCUGCCGAUGCUGCGGGCGCUGGUGCUGCUGAUGUUGCUGCUGGGAGUGCUGGUAGUGCUUGUGGCGGGAGGUGGGGGGAGGGGGGAGUGCGCAUGGGGGAAGGGUGUUGGAUGUUACCCCACCAGUGACACCACCUGGGGUGACGACUACACCCGGAGCACAAUGAUCUAGGGCGUGUUAAUUAUAAUUUGGGUGUGUUCGGUUCGGCUUGGCCGUGUGUCAAACAAUUGCAAACAUUUUUCUAGAAGAUAAUAUACUACAGGCCGGAGGAAGAGGUAAAGGUAAAGUUGGUAUGCCUUCAUGCCAAUGCCAUGCCAUGCCGUGCUUUGCAUAUGGUGUAACAAAGUGCUUGAUAGCACAGUGGAAGUCUUGAUGAACCCUUGUGUUGGUACAGUAUGUGAGAACAAGUGAUUGAUUAUAGCAAAGGGACAC
This is a messenger RNA of Closterium sp. NIES-67, 4958 nucleotides long. Lineage: Eukaryota; Viridiplantae; Streptophyta; Zygnematophyceae; Desmidiales; Closteriaceae. The record is from the annotation of a GenBank genome assembly.